Funneliformis geosporum is the source of this 2667-nucleotide messenger RNA. The record is from the annotation of a GenBank genome assembly. NCBI's taxonomy places the organism in Eukaryota, Fungi, Glomeromycota, Glomeromycetes, Glomerales, Glomeraceae.
AUGUCGGAGAGCCCAAACAAUGAUUUAGGCUUAAGAGAGGAGGAUGAGGAUGUAAAUGAUGUGAAUACUCCAGUAUAUCAACGAAUUGAAGAUGAUUCAAAUGUUUAUACACCUCGUAAUCCUUUAUCUUCUCCCGCAACUGUGGCUUCCUCUUUGGCUACACCCAGAUCGAUAUCGUCACCAAGGACUCCCAUUUCGCGUAGAUCUCUAAGAUCACUUACCAACACACCGCGAAGAUUACAUGCUUCUACACCACAAAGAAAACCUAUCGACACUGAAAAUCUAGCCGAAGACCCCGAAACUGAUAUUCUGAAAGAGUAUUACGAUGGAAUAAAUUCUGGAUCUGCUACGCCAAGGACUCCUAGAAGGCAACAACGGCGCGGUGAUAUUCACAGCGCUCGUUCGUCUAAACGCUUUACCGAUCUCGAUAUCAAUGAAGAUCACGAAGAUAUAACGAUGUUUGAAGAUCAAGAAAGGGAAAAUCGAAAGGAUCAAAUUUGGGGUACAACUAUUAGAGUGGAAGAGGUUAGAGAAACCUUUAAAAAAUUUCUCAAAGAAUUUAAAUUAGCGGAUCGGAAGCUUAGAGAUGGUCUCCCAGUAUUAGAAUCUGACAAUAAAUCAUUUUAUAUUGAUUAUUUAGAGAAUAUUGAAAAAACAGAAGUAUUUAAAUUUAAUCUUGAUACUCAAAAUCUUCUCGCUUUUGAAGAUACAUACAAGCUGUAUUAUCAAAUUAUACGAUAUCCUCAAGAAAUAAUACCAAUACUUGACUACGUUCUUGCGCAAAUUUACGCAGAAUUGUAUAAGAAGGAACCAACAGAAGAUCUCAGGGUUCGUCCAUAUAAUCUUGGAAUUUCUAAAAACAUGCGUGAAUUGAACCCAGCAGAUAUUGAUCAGUUGGUUUGUAUCAAGGGUCUUUUGAUUCGGUCAUCGCCUAUCUUGCCCGAAAUGGCAGUUGCCUUCUUUCGAUGUUCAAUAUGCGAUAAGUCCGUUGAAAUUGAGGUUGACCGUGGCAAGAUUGAUGAGCCAUCCCGAUGUCCUCGAAAACAAUGUAAUUCAUCUGGCACAAUGACUUUGAUUCACAAUAGAUCUGCUUUCAAGGAUAAGCAAGUAUGUCGGUUACAGGAAACUCCAGAUUGUAUUCCCGACGGUCAGACUCCACAUACUGUUUCCUUAUGUUUAUAUGACGAUUUGGUUGACAUCGCACGUCCUGGUGAUAAGAGAUCCGAAAGAAUUCGUAAUAAUGAUGAUAAUGAUUUUACACAAAACUAUCAUGGACUUGAAAACGAAGAUGAGGAAAUGGAGGAUGGACCCGAUCAAUUAUUAAAGUUUGGUAGUGGACCAAAACGAAAGCAACCAAAGUUUUCUGAAGCUGACAAACAAUAUUUUGACGAUUUGUCAAAGAAUCCUCUUUUAUACGAAACACUGGCACAUUCUUUAGCUCCUAGUAUUUUCGGAAUGGAUGAUAUAAAAAAGGGUAUUCUUUUACAAUUGUUUGGUGGUACUAAUAAACAUUUUAAGAAGUCUGGUUCCCCUCAUUUCAGAGGGGACAUAAAUAUUCUUUUGGUGGGUGAUCCUGGUACUAGUAAGUCACAAAUGCUUCAGUAUGUACAUAAAAUUGUACCACGUGGUAUUUAUACUUCUGGUAAAGGUUCCUCCGCUGUAGGUUUAACAGCAUAUGUUACAAGGGAUCCGGAUACGAAACAAAUGGUUUUAGAAAGUGGUGCAUUGGUUUUAAGCGAUGGUGGUGUAUGUUGCAUCGACGAAUUUGAUAAGAUGUCGGAUGGGACACGUGCCGUACUUCAUGAAGUCAUGGAACAACAAACUGUUUCAGUUGCGAAAGCUGGAAUAAUUACAACUCUUAAUGCGCGAACUUCUAUUCUGGCUUCUGCUAAUCCUAUUGAUUCAAAAUAUGAUCCAAAAAAAUCUAUCGUGAGAAACAUUGAUCUACCACCAACUUUGAUGUCUAGGUUUGACCUUAUUUAUCUUGUGCUAGAUAAGAUUGACAGGCGAGCUGAUAGGGAACUUGCAACACAUCUAGUAUCUCUAUAUGCUGAAGACACUCCUUUCUCAGCCGGUAUUAACAUUUUGCCUAUUGAAAUUUUGGCGAAAUAUAUUCAAUACGCUCGUAUCUAUUACAAUCCGAUCAUUGGAAAUGAUGAAGCGCAUAAAGCACUGGUAGAUGCUUAUGUAUCGUUACGGAGAUUAGGACAAGACCCACGUUCUUCGGAAAAAAUAGUUACAGCCACUACCAGGCAAUUAGAAUCUAUGAUUCGAUUAGCCGAAGCAUACGCCCGAAUGAGGUUGUCGAAUACGGUUGAAAUUUCUGAUGUUAGAGAAGCCGAACGACUUCUUAAAGAAGCCAUAAAACUUUCAGCCUUGGACCCCGAGACUGGAAGAAUCGACUUGGAUUUGAUCACCACAGGAUAUGGAAGUUAUGAGAGACGGUUGUUAACAGUUAUGCGUGAAGAAUUCCAAAAAAUGAUUGACCGUACGAAAGUAACAAACAUUAAUUGGAAGAAAGCAUUGGAUGACUUUAAUGAACAAUCCGAUGUGAAAAUUGACGAAAAACAAUUUGAGACCAUGAUUCAUUCAUUAGAACAAGAAGGAAUGUUAAGACUAACUGGAAGUGGAAAUGAUCGUACAAUAAUAACUUUAAAUGAUGAAUAA